AUGCUUCACAUCUUUGACACCAUCGACUUGGCUGAAUAUGCGCUCAGUACGAUCUUCCGUCCCUCCGAAAAACCCUCUCCUGUUGCGGCAUCAUCUCCUCCACCAUCCGAAACCGAAUCCAAGGCUCCCAGUACUCCACAAGCAUCCCUUUUCACUUCCGACAAUAUCCUUUCUACUUUUCUCCCCAUCUCUCUUCCUCCCGACGUCGAUGAUGGUCAGCGCUUGUACAUGUCAUCCGACGAAGAGUGGCGCCGGUGUGACAAGCGUGCUCGGAACACCAUCCUUCUCAAUAUUGCCGAUCUGGCAAGUUUUGGUCUAGAGGGCCACGACGUUCGUUCCGCCGUCGACGUCUGGUCCCGCCUUCGUCUGGCAUUCGAAAUUCAAGACCCUGCUGUCGUCCAGCACAUGCGUUCCCAGAUCACUUCCACUCGCAUUGAUCCCUCUUCAACCUCCAUCACUUCCCACUUCAAGACUCUCUGGGCCUUUCGUGAUCGUGCCAAUCGUGCUGGUGCACGUUGGUCCGAGGCCGAAUUUUGGUCCCUUUCCUCUCAAUCAUUCCCUCUUCAAGGUCCCUUUGGUCCCGUUCUUUGGACACUUAUGUCCUGCCAGUCCUCUAUCCCUGCUGAAACUAUCCUCAUCGCCGCUGAAGAACACCUCAUCGUUGACGGCAUUAUCACUCAUAGCCUCUCCUCGACUCCGAACAUGCCUUCUGCCACAGCCCUUGUCGUCAACGGUCGUAACUUUCCCAAUUCUCGUCCCCGCUGCACGCACUGCAAGAAUAAUGGUCAUUUUGCAGAAGAUUGCUAUGAAGAUGGGGGAGCGGCUGCGGACUGUCGUCCAGAGUGGUGGUCAAGGAAGCGUGGUCUUCUUCCAGGUUCUAAUUCUCCUACUUCUCAUAUUUCUGGUAACUCUGCUACCCCUUCUGAUCCAUCUGCUACCCUGGCCAUUGGCCCUGUCACGCCGUUCUAA
Molecule: messenger RNA, 969 nt
Organism: Stereum hirsutum FP-91666 SS1
Lineage: Eukaryota; Fungi; Basidiomycota; Agaricomycetes; Russulales; Stereaceae
Exons: 1
Coding region: 1-969 (322 amino acids)
Source: RefSeq, a predicted model, not a curated record